Adineta steineri is the source of this 834-nucleotide messenger RNA. NCBI's taxonomy places the organism in Eukaryota, Metazoa, Rotifera, Eurotatoria, Adinetida, Adinetidae. The record is from the annotation of a GenBank genome assembly.
AUGGCUACUGCUACAAUCGUUCAAGUCAAUUCUGGUCUGCUAACUGCUGCAUUCUCAACAAUUAUGGGCAUGCCUUUGAGUACAGACGUUACCACAUCUGAUCAAGUUGAGAUGACCUUAAAGAAUGGAACAUUUCAAACUGACGUAAAGGCAAAUGCCAAGAUUGAAGAAAUUAAAGCACAUCUUCAUGAAUUAUUAGGAGUUCCACCUGAUGAACAACGACUUAUCUACAAUGGAAAGCAGUUAGAAGACGGUAAAAUCAUGUCGGAAUAUAAGAUAAGCGAUGAAUCUACACUUCACCUCGUAGCAAGAUUAAACACCACGAAGCCAGUUGUUCUAGAUCCUAGAAGCUUGGAUCCAUUACAUGAUUUUGACUUUACCUAUAUAAAUGAUGGUCACCUAACAUUUACGCGAGGUGGUGAACGAUAUGUUCGUCCAUGUGGUUUCAAACGAUUUGCUCUCAACGUAUCCGAUAAGUAUGAAAAUUUGCUAUGGAUAGGUUGUAAUAAUGGUAUGGGUGAAUGGCCUGUAUCAUAUCAUGGAACUGGUAAAUAUGAAAAGAAAAUGAUUGCAGAGGAUGGAUAUGUAUUAACACAAGGACAAGAAUUUCCGUUUACUCAGGGAGUCUAUUCGACUCCAGAUGUAUGUCUGGCAGAAAAGUAUGCGAAAAAAUUUACUUAUAACAAUGAGCAGUAUCUGGUUAUUUUUCAAAAUCGAGUAAAUCCUACGACUUUAAGAAAACUUCAAGCUACUGGACCGAGAAUUGGAGAUUAUUGGGUGAGUCCAAGUGAAGCAGAUGUGCGUCCAUAUGGUAUUUGCAUUCGAAAAGUAUAA